GGCUGGGAGCGAUGGCGGCGGCGGCGGGCGGCGGGGCUCCAGGCGGGACCGGGCCCGAUUCGCCUCCGCUCUUCAACCUGCGGCGGCGAUCGCGGUACCAGGGCCCGGAAGAGGCGGUGACGCUGCAGAAGGUGUUGGGAAUCACCACCCAGAACAGCAGCGGCCUGGCUUGUGACCCGGCCACGGGGCUGCUGGCCUACCCCGCUGGGUGCGUCGUCGUCAUCCUGAAUCCCCGGGAGAACACGCAGAGACACAUCCUGAACACCUCCAGGAAAACCCUGAGCGCAUUGGCAUUCUCGCCCGACGGGAAGCUCAUCGUCACCGGAGAGAACGGACACCGACCGGCCGUCCGCGUGUGGGAUGUGGAGGAACGGGCGCAGGUCUCGGCGUUGCACGGUCACAAGCACGGCGUGGCUUGCGUCGCCUUCUCCCCGAGCGCCAAAUAUCUGGUGUCGGUGGGGUACCCGCACGACAUGGUGGUCAACGUUUGGGAUUGGAAGAAGGAUUCCCUGGUCGCGUCCAACAAGGUGUCCUGCAAAGUGACGGCCGUGUCCUUCUCCGAGGACAGCUACUUUGUCACCGUGGGGCAUCGCCACGUCAAGUUUUGGUUCCUGGACUCGUCGAGGGAGCUGAAGAUCAACGAGACGGUGCCGCUGGUGGGCCGUUCGGGGCUGCUGGGAGAGCUCCACGACAACGUUUUCUGCGGCGUUGCCUGCGGCCGGGGGCAGACGUCGGGCAGCACCUUCUGCGUUUCCUCCUCGGGGUUGCUCUGCCAGUUCAACGAGAAGCGGGUGCUGGAGAAAUGGAUCGUUCUGAAGGUGCCGUUGGCAAACUGCCUCUGCCUCAGCGAGGAGCUGAUAUUUUGCGGUUGCGCCGACGGCACAGUGAGGAUAUUCCGGGCUCGUGACAUGCGCUACCUCUGCGAUCUCCCCAAACCUCAUCCCCUGGGCGUCGAUGUCACUCAGGUCCCCCCACCGAGGCGGCCGGACCUGGCGUACCCUGACACCAUCGCCUUGGCCUACGACGCCUGCAACCGUUGGCUGUCCUGCGUCUACAAGGACCACAGCGUCUACGUCUGGGAUGUCGGAGACCUGCGGAACGUCAGGAAGGUCUGGUCGGACCUUUUCCACAGCUCCUUCGUCUGGAGCGUCGAGGUGUACCCCGAAUUCGAGGAGCGGAGAUCCUGUCUGCCUCCCGGCUCCUUCCUGACGUGCUCCUCGGACAACACCAUCCGCGCCUGGACCCUGGAAAGCGGCUCCGUGCGGCCCGUUCAGGGCAACGCCUACAGCACGACCCUGCUGAACGUCGUCUACGUGGACAACAACACGCAGCACCUCCAGGAUUCUUCCGGCGUGCCCGACCGAAGCGAGAACGUGGGUCACCUCGACGUCAAAUCCGGGGUGCGGGUGAUGCAGGUCAGCCCCGACGGGGAGCAUCUGGCGUCGGGGGACAGAGGAGGAACCCUCAGGAUACACGAGCUGCAGUUCAUGCGGGAGGUGGCUAAAGUGGAGGCUCAUGAUUCCGAAGUUCUUUGCUUGGAGUAUUCGAAACCGGAGACCGGAGCAGCGCUGCUGGCUUCGGCGAGUAGAGACAGGCUGAUCCACGUCCUGAACGUAGAUAAAAACUACAAGCUGGAGCAAACCCUGGAUGAUCACUCCUCCGCGAUAACGUCGGUCAAAUUUGCCGGCAACGGGGAUGUUCAGCUGAUCAGCUGCGGCGCCGAUAAAAGUAUUUAUUUCCGCAACGCUCAAGAGCUCUCGGACGGCCUCAAUUUCAUUAGGACGCAUCACGUCGCCGAGAAAACCACCCUGUACGACAUGGACAUCGACAUCACGCAGAAAUACGUUGCCGUCGCUUGCCAGGACAGAAACGUCAGGGUGUACAGCACGACCAGCGGGAAGCUCAAGUGCUGCUACAAGGGCUCGCAAGGCGACGACGGUUCCUUGCUGAAGGUGCGGUUGGAUCCCUCGGGCACCUUCCUGGCGACGAGCUGCUCCGACAAAAGCAUCGCCCUCGUCGACUUCCACUCCGGGGAGUGCGUGGCGAAAAUGUUCGGUCAUUCGGAAAUAGUCACGGGAAUGCGGUUCACCUACGACUGUAAGCACCUCGUCACCGUCUCGGGAGACAGCUGCAUCUUUAUUUGGCACCUGGGUCCCGAAAUCACCAGCAACAUGAAGCAGCACUUGUUGGAGCUCGAGCUGCUGCAGCCUAAGCGGGCGAAGGAACCCGGUGCCCCGGCGCAGCUCAGGCGGGAGACGUACGUCACCGUUCCCGGCGGGACGGCAGCCCCCGGUGCCGACGGAGAUACCGACGAGGAGCCCGAGGACGAGGCCUCGUCCCCGCAGACGCCCUCCAAGGAGGAUUCGGGGCCGCCUCCGGCGUGCGUCCUAACCAACGGCAGGCUGCCCAUGUGGGCAAAGAGGCUGCUGGGAGAGGUGGAAGACGAGGCCGGGGCGACCGCCAAUCCCCGCGGGAGUUACCGGCCACGGGGGCGAUGGGCAGAGCGCGCCGAGAGGGGCCCCAUCAAGACGCUGCCGGAGGGGGAUCCCCCCUAUUUCACCCCCCUCAAACCCCACCUCGAGGACGACGCGGAGCUGGAACCCGUGAUCUGGAGCCUGGAACGUCUGCUUUCGGAGAUGGAGAGCUCUCCUACCGAAUUCACCGAGGACUCGUGGCCCUCUGAGCUCUUCCAGCACAAGGAAAUCAACGGGAGACUGGAAUCGCCGGAUCCAACCGGGAUCGGCCUGGAGGAGCCGCACGUGCCAGAGACAAGCAGGCCAAGCGUGAUGGAGCUGCCGCUGCGCCCCGUCUACCCGGAGGAGCACGGGCUUAACCGGGACGCCGCCUCGUCCUCCGUUUCACCGGCACCUCGCUACCAGCCGGAAGACGAGGACUCGGCAGGUGCUGCCGGGGAGGUGGAGGAGCCGGAAAACCCGCCGCUGAGCAGCUCCCUACCCCAGACCCCUGAGCAGGAGAAGUACCUCAAGCAGCACUUCGAAACGCUGACGGACGCCGAAGAGAAGUUUGACGGUUCCUUAAAGGAUUUAAAACCACCCGAACCUGGAAACGAGGAAAAAAACUUGUUCUUGAACCCGCGCUUGAGCAUUUCGGCCCGGUUCCUCUCGCGCUGCCAAAAGAACAGCCGGCUGGCGGCCGCCAUCCCCCCGCGGGCACGGUCCCGGCUGCAGAGCCCUGCCCGUCUCCAGGAGCCGCUCAGCGACCGGCCGGAAACAUCUCGGGAGCUCCAGCAAGCGGAGAAACCGCCGGAUGAAAAACCUUGGGAAACGGGAGAGGAAACGGGCUCUGACGCCGGCAAACCUACGGCCGCAGGAUCCCACCUCCGGCUCCAGCCCGUCGCCACGGCCCUGCGGCAGCUGCGCGCCCACUUCCAGGAGAUGCUGGGGCUCUACGACCAGGUGACCCUCAGCGCCGAGGCCACCGAGGACGACGUCUUCCAGGUCAGAACCGCGUUAGCCGAUUUUUUCGGCUGGAUAAAAACCCAGCUGCGCUCCCGCGCCGUGACACGCGACGCCGACGUCGCUACCGCCGCGGACGGCCCGGCGACGCUGCCGGAUCCCGAAAUCCGGGCGCUGCUCCGCGUUUACUCCGACUCUCUCCUGGAGAUGGUUCGGAGCAGGCUGGAGGGCAACAACCCCGAAACGCUUUAAAUUCCGGGUUUUGGGGCGCCGGCUUCCUUUUCCGGUUACGUUUUUGGUGGGGUUUUGGGUUUUUUUUAGGCAAUUCUCUAAGUUUUAACCGGUUUUGGGGCUUUCGGAUGUAUAUUUUCCCUCUCGGUUUCCAGCUCAGCGCCCCAAAACGCCCCUCCGAGCCCCGAACCCGCUGGCGGCGACCUUCGUCGUCGAUUUUUUAAG
Molecule: messenger RNA, 3872 nt
Organism: Grus americana (Whooping crane)
Lineage: Eukaryota; Metazoa; Chordata; Aves; Gruiformes; Gruidae
Gene: WDR62
Product: WD repeat domain 62
Exons: 30
Coding region: 12-3668 (1218 amino acids)
Biological process (GO): neurogenesis; mitotic spindle organization; regulation of mitotic cell cycle
Cellular component (GO): mitotic spindle
Molecular function (GO): protein binding
Source: RefSeq, a predicted model, not a curated record